This is a messenger RNA of Cinara cedri, 2887 nucleotides long. The record is from the annotation of a GenBank genome assembly. NCBI's taxonomy places the organism in Eukaryota, Metazoa, Arthropoda, Insecta, Hemiptera, Aphididae.
ACUGAAUGAUUUCAACACUUGAAUUUUAAAAAUUACUUAUCCCAUUAAUGCAUCAACUACAUAUACAUUAUUUUUCUCUUAAGUGAUAGAUAUUUACCAGUUUUUAUCUAAUUUGUUUCAAACUUUAUGUUAAUUCAAACAUUAAUGAUGAUUCAAUUAUGAUCUUAAACAAGAUUUUUUAUAAUUCAACACUUGAGUUAUUUAAUCUAGGUUUUUUUAUUAAUAAUUACCUAUUUUUCAAUAAUUAUCCGCCCUACUAAAGUAUUUAAAAAAAACAUAUGUUUAGAUAAGUAUUAAAGUACUCUAUUGUAGUUGCAUCACGUGAACCUAUGAUGAAUGGUAUGUUUGAAGAUUCAAAUAUGCAUUGCAAACCAAAUGCUCUUGUUGGUAAUUUUGGAUGGUUUUUGCAAGGUCUUUUAGCUACAUUGGCGUUCCUCUGUUUAAUAAGUAAGAUAUGUUUUUAAUUUAUGCAUGUAAUGCUGGUUACUUAUUUUCAAUAUUUGAUUUUUUUUAAUUUAAAAGCUUAUAAUAGAUACAUAGUUUUUACUUUUUAAAUAAAAUUGAAUGUUAUGCAAUCUAAAUUUUUCUAAAAUAUUUGUAAAGUUUCUUUUGAUUUUGUUGUAUUUUAUUUUGUUUCAUAUUAAUAUCAUGUAAAAAACAAUUGUUUGUUAUAAAGUUUGUAUAAUAACACAUUUGAACACCUAUGCAUGUAUUAUGUUUGUAAUUAGUAAAACGAUUUUGUGAACCAAAGUAUGAUCGACGACCAUGGAAAGUAUGGUUUUUUGAUACUUCUAAACAAGGUUUGGGAUCUUUGCUUAUGCAUUCAGCAAAUUUAUUAUUAGCUGGUCAAAUUCAAGGCGAUCCAUGUAAAAGGUAAAUUUAAUAAUAAGGUAAUAUUUUGUUUAUAAAAGCUAAUAGAAAAGAAAAUUGAAGGUAAUUGUAAUUGGAAGAUAUAAAAUUCUAAAAUUUAUGUUUUUUUUUUUUUUUUUGUUAUUAGAUAUAUGAUACAUUUUUUAUUGGAUUCGUCAUUUGGUUUACUGAUGAUUUUUUUUGGUAUACGAUUUUCACAACACAUAGCAAGAGUGAAAAAUUGGGAAUCAUUCAAUUUUGGAGAAUAUGGUAUGAGAACAUCUAUUUAUAUGAUUACAGUGGUGAUUUAAAAUAUAUCUCUUAAUAUUUUAUAAGUGUUCAGUUUUUAAAUUAUACAAUGUUUUACUAGGUAAUUUGUUAAUAACUGAUAUAAAAACUGUAAUGGUAAUUAUUAUUUUCAAUUUUUCUUAUUAAUGCUAUUCACUAUGUAGAUAUAAUUAGUAUUAUUUACUAUUAAGAUAUAAAUAAAUAUUAUUUGUUAUUGUUUUUAGGAAAACCAGAAUCGGUUAGAAUUUGGUUAAUUCAAUGUGGUUUAUACUUGUCACUUUUAUGUUGUGUCAAAAUAGUUAUUACAUUAUUAAUUUCAUUAGACAUUUGGUUAGUACUUACAGAAUUUAUUAUGUCACCCUUCACUGACCCCAGGACAGAAUUAACAAUAGUCAUGUUCAUCAUUCCUUUAUUUAUAAAUGUAAGUAAAUUACAAAAACAUUAUUUUUAUGAUCAUUAAUAAUAAUAUGUGUAUUGGGAAAUAUAGGCUCUUAUGUUUUGGGUAACCGAUGACAUACUAAUGCAUAGAAGUCGUCAUCGAAUUGGUUUAUUGAGGCGCAUGAAAAUACGAUAUCAUAAAGUUCAACAAAGCGGUAGACUUGAAGAUUUGACUGCGUCGGAUGAUGAAGAAUUGCUCAAUGUAGAUGAAACAUCAACAAUUUUACGGUCUAGUUGAGCUCAAAGUUUUUAGUUGGUUUUAAAAAUAGUUUAUUUAAAACAAACAUGCAUUUCAGUGUAUACUUAAUUCCUCAAUGAUAUUCAGCAUUCCUUCAUUAUAUAUUAUAUAUUUUAUAAAAAAUAUUGUAAAUUGUAUAUGAUUUUCAGUAUUUUUAUAAUUUUUUACAGAGUUAUAAUUUUAUAAUUUAUACUAGCCAUUAAUUCAUUUAUAAAAUGUCAUUGCUCAUCCUUCAUUUAGGAGUCUGUAAAGGUGUUAAAGCUAAAAAACAACUCCACUCCACGAAAUAUACUAAAUUUAGAUUUAAAUUUACUUCCACUUUAAUCACUUCAGUCUGUUUAUAAAACAAAUUUGAUUGCAGAGUUCAUUGAGGUCAUUUGGUCCAGUAAGAGUCACUUUAAGUGUCCAAAAGUAAUAAAAAAAUGAUUUAUAUUAUAUGUAAUAGGUUGAUAUAUGACACAAUACAAUUCAAUUCUUUCUAUUAGCACAUCUUUAAAAUAUCAACAAUUAUAGACAAUCUUUUGUAAGGCACUUGUUCGAUUUAUUAAAUGUAUUCCUUGUAAGUUUUGUUAUUAAUGACUCCUUCAUAAUCUUAGUUGGACACGCAUGAGUUUCUCUGGGCUCUGACUAUUCUAGACCAAAAUUGAAUGAUUGCCCAAUGAAAAUUUUUCAGAUUUCUCAUUUUUAUACUAUAAAUACAAAUUAACGAAAAAGCUAGGGUUAGGUUAAGGAAUUUUGAAAAGUUCUCAUGUUAAAUCUUGGAGUGUUGAAAUCUUCCUAUUAGAUAUAUAUGAACAUGCAAAAUUAUGAUGCAUGAGUCAUCCAGAUCAUAGUCCAAUCUAAUUCCAAUUAAUUCCCUAUGUAAUUAUCUAUGUAAGUAAUUUCUAAAUAAUAUAGUGCAUUUAAAUAAUUAUUCCUCUAUAUUUCAUAACAUAUCUCCGUUGUACCUAUUCUCGCUCUAUGAAUCUUAAAGGCUGUGAUAAAAUUAUAGUAAAGUUAAAAAUUUUAAAUAUUGGCCAUACUUUUUUUUAAAGUCUGUUAAUAAUUUUUUAUUCACAUAUAUUUUUUAUUUGG